UCACUUCCGGUUAUGCGCUAGAGGACCAGUGUCUGGGAGGCGGAUCGGAAGUGUGUGCCAGGAGCUCGUGCUUAUUUUUUCUAUUUAGAAAGGAUAGUGCAGUGAUAAUAGAAAUAAGUUAAAAAUGGCGUUGCGAAUAGUAAGAACUGUUAGCUCUAGAUUUUGCACGUCUUCUAUGCUCUAUUGCCUAACCAGAAGUCCACCGACUUCUGUGUACCAGUUAAGCUGGUUAGGAAAACACUACGCUGUUAGGAGCUUGAGCACCAGUUCGCAACUACUUUCUGGAGGCAUUAGGAGAUGUGGUGUACUGCGGUCUUCCAGAAGUUGGCACAAAGUUAAAUAAAAUGGAUGAGUUUGGAGCUUUGGAAAGUGUGAAGGCUGCAAGCGAAUUGUAUUCCCCCUUGACAGGAGAAGUAACUGACAUAAAUAAAGCUCUAGCUGAUGACCCUGGACUAGUAAAUAAAUCCUGUUAUGACGAUGGUUGGUUAAUAAAGAUGACUGUAGAUAAACCUGAAGAACUUGAAGAGCUGAUGGAUGAAGACGGUUACGAGAAGUACAUAAAAUCUAUUGAGGACUGAUUUAGAUUUUUUAAUUAAGUAGUUAAUCAGAUGAUGGCCCAUUGUAAUUGAACACAAAUUAACAUUAAACAGGACUUGUGAAUUCCAAGUUGCACUACAGAAAAUGUUAUGAAGACUGUCGCCCAGAGUCUGCUGCCAAAUGUAAAAAGUCCUGAGCUAAUAUUUUGUGUGUGGGGGUGGGGGGGUGGAGCAAGUGCUUCUGCCUUUGCACACCAGGUUAUUUUAACUAGUAUGCUUCGCCAGUGUGAUGCCACUUAAACUUACAACUAAUUGGGCUGUUUACUUGAUAUACGGUUAGGUACCUAAACUUGGUUGUGCACUUCAGAAUCUGAGAUAAGUAUGUACAAGUCUAGCCUUAAUUUGUGCAACAAAGUAAAUCUGCAGAAGAUCUGUUCUAUAUUUUGUAUUACUUAUCUAGAAAGUUUAAUACCUGUUCAUUAGUUUUAUCCUGCCUAAGCAAAUAUGUUUCUACAUGUAAAGUAAUAUGUCUUCUUUAAGAAGAAAGCUAUUUUGUGUUGUACUGUACAACAGUACUGUCUGAAGAUUGUUGGUUGUGUAGCGACAUAAAACUGCUUCAGUUGUAGCUAUUUUCUACAGAUAAAACUACAGCUUGAAAGCAGAAAAUGUGCAUUAUAAAUUAAUAAAAUGACUGUCAUAUGCUC
Protopterus annectens (West African lungfish) is the source of this 1240-nucleotide messenger RNA. It is a transcript of the gene GCSH, whose product is annotated as glycine cleavage system protein H. Gene Ontology annotation, biological process: protein lipoylation; glycine decarboxylation via glycine cleavage system. Lineage: Eukaryota; Metazoa; Chordata; Ceratodontiformes; Protopteridae. The record is from RefSeq and is a predicted model, not a curated record. Gene Ontology annotation, cellular component: mitochondrion; glycine cleavage complex; cytoplasm.